Messenger RNA from Amoebophrya sp. A25, 1155 nucleotides. NCBI's taxonomy places the organism in Eukaryota, Dinophyceae, Syndiniales, Amoebophryaceae. The record is from the annotation of a GenBank genome assembly.
AUGAAGCGUAUUUUCGGCAAUGUUGUGGACACCAAGUCCAAUGAGCCCAGGAGGAAGGAGGAACCCGCACCAACGCUUGCUGCCACCAGUAACCAGAUGGAUAGAAGGGUUCAAGAGUUGGAUAGGAGGAUCAAGGAAUGCGACGAAGAGAUCGUGCAACUGAUGAAGGGCAACACGGGCAACCGCACUGGCGGGUCCACCUUAGCCAAACAAAAAGCCCUUCAGAUCAUGAAAAGAAAAAAGAUGCUAGAGCAGCAACAGCAGCAAUUGAUGGCCACACAGUUGAACGUGGAAGGGAUGUCCUUGCAGCACGAGAACAUGGUGAUGACUGCGAACACCGUGAAGGCGAUGGAAGGGUCGCUGGAGCAAAUGAAGAAGUUGACGGACGCAACGAAAGGAGGUCUGGACCCGGAUAGAGUGGCAGAUCUCUUUGACGACCUUGGCGACAUGCAGAUGGAUGUGGAGGAGAUUAACGAAAUGAUGGGGAGAAAUUAUGCCGUACUCUUUUCUACUUAAAUACAUCUUUUGAAGAAUAUAGAUAUUUUUCUACUUACAUCUUUUGAAGAAAAUAGAUAUACUUAUACAUCCUUUGAAGAAUAUACAAAAACACCUUGCAUCCACUAGACAGAAAGGAAUAAAUACAACGACAUCGAUUACAAACAGCAAUAUACAAUCUUAUAGAUAUUCUUCUACAAUUACAAUCGUCCACACAGCUCGACGGCGUCGACGACGAGGCACUAGACGCAGAGUUUGAAGCUCUCGAGGAGGAAAUUAGAAUGGAACAAAUCACCGCAUCCAACACUGCUGCUGUUCCCAGUUACUUACCCGCCGAAGCCUCAGCAACAGCAACUGCCUCUACUUCACCCGCGAGAGGGCAGCAAGCAGCUGCAGAUAGCUACACAGGUGGAGGAGGCGGUUACCCGCAGAUGGAAACGAACUUAGGGAAGUCGGGAUAUCCUUUCUAAGAGUAUGAACAUCUGAGGAAUCCUAUGCUAACCUUUCCAAGUCCCUACAGACGAGAAAACAUUAUAUCUUGACCUUUUGACCCCACGUCCUCCAAAAGCAGGACACUACUCGUGAUUUCAAAGACUCAAAACAUUUUUAUGAGAUGAAGACCGACGCACCCACUCAUUUACCCACAAGCGAAAUAAGGAG